Molecule: messenger RNA, 2827 nt
Organism: Musca vetustissima
Lineage: Eukaryota; Metazoa; Arthropoda; Insecta; Diptera; Muscidae
Gene: Mitf
Exons: 1
Coding region: 8-2827 (939 amino acids)
Biological process (GO): regulation of transcription by RNA polymerase II
Cellular component (GO): nucleus
Molecular function (GO): RNA polymerase II cis-regulatory region sequence-specific DNA binding; DNA-binding transcription factor activity, RNA polymerase II-specific; protein dimerization activity
Source: RefSeq, a predicted model, not a curated record
AAUAAUCAUGGCUGAAUCGGGUAUCGAUUUGGAUUUCGACUUCGAAAUCGACUACCAAUGUCUAAUGGAUGAAGAUAAACUGGAAGAGGUAUUACCGGCUGUCAAGGUAUCCGGACCUCAUUCCGAUGAGGUCGAAUUCUAUGAAUUGAAAUCGGCCACCCAAUCAAUCCGCCCCGACAGUAUACCCACCUUUAAGACCGUAACUCCCACCUCAAGGACACAGCUAAAAUUACAGCUGCAGCGUGAACAGCAACAAGAAAUGGAACGGCUGGAGGCAGAGAAACGUGAAGCAGAGGCUUUAGAAAUGCAGCGACAACAAAUGCAACAACAACGCCAACAGCAGCAGCAACAACAACAAAUCUACAAUAUCCAACAAAGUAGUUCACAACAGAUUGUGGCCAACAGCAAUGGCAGCCAAAAUCGAAAUCGUUUCGAUACUCACAAUUCGCAGAAUAGUUUCAACACCACUCCCCAGUCCGCCAGCAGUCCCAUGACUUUAAAAGUCCCCCUACAAAAUAUCGAAGUUGACGUGCCGCAACAGGUGUUGCAGGUGCGCACCGUCCUGGAGAAUCCCACCCGUUACCAUGUGAUACAAAAACAAAAGAAUCAGGUCCGCCAGUAUUUGAGUGAAUCGUUUAAGCAGUCCGAAUGGAAUGGCCAAUUGUUCCAGAAUAAAAAUACGGGUGCCUCGGCCUCAGCGGGUAAUCUUAAGUUAAUUGGCGGUGGCAAUAAUGGCAAUCAACAAGAUCGUUCCAGCAGCUAUAGUGGUGGUAUGGUCAACAACAAUAGCAACAAUGAAAAUAACUCACCUCGCCAUGUGCGCAUAACAACAGCAGGAUCGAACACGCCAAAUAGUUCGUCAAUGAUGGAUGAUGCCAUAACAUUGUCACCCUUCAGUGUGGGCAGCAAUAACAACAACUACUACAACAACAACAAUAACCUCAAUUCCUCAAACGAUCUUCCAAACUCCAAAACAAAUGGUAAAAAAUCCAAUUCCCUGCAAAGCCGCUCAAAUCCCAACAACUUGGUCACGCUUAUGCGCAACACAAAUCUCUUGGCCACCACCAAUGGCUCGGGUGCCGGCAGUAUUACCAGUCCUCUACACUCAACACCCAUGUCGCCCGGCCUCAGCUCCGUGGCCACAAGCAAUUCAGAAAUUCCCUCCUUUGAAAGUGAUGCUGAUUUGGAUUUCGAUGAAAUUCUACACGGCUGUGAUUCGCGCAACCUUAACGACACCAUGAAAAUGGACGAGGGCAACAACAGCAAUGCCACAACGCCCAGUGGCAGUUAUCCCAGCGAAAUUCAAGUCAAACAGGAGCCGAAUUCAUUCAACGAGGUGGAGGCCAGUGCCUUAGCCAAGGAUCGCCAGAAGAAAGACAAUCACAAUAUGAUUGAAAGACGUCGCCGCUUCAACAUCAAUGAUCGCAUCAAAGAACUGGGUACGCUACUGCCCAAAACCAAUGAUCCCUACUAUGAGGUGGUUAGAGAUAUACGACCAAAUAAGGGUACGAUAUUGAAAAGUUCCGUGGACUACAUCAAAUGUUUGAAGCAUGAAGUGGCGCGCUUGAAACAGAAUGAGUAUCGUUUUCGCCAGACCGAGGCUCAAAACCGGCGUCUACUCAAUCGUAUUAAGGAGUUGGAAAUGCAGGCUAAGUCCCACGGCCUACCGUUGAGUGAUUUCAAUGUGACCUCGGUGUCCGCACCAACCAAUAGUGCCUCAUAUUUGAAAUGUCCUAGUCCCACGGCAACUGCAGCUACCACAGCAAUAGCAGCCUCAUCGCUGAAUCAUCAUUCAACGCCGUUAAUAAAUGAGGCUACAACAACAAACACAGAUACCAAACCGCCAACACUUUUAAACGGUGGCGCCAACAAUAACAACAACACUAAAAACACUCUCAGUAUUAAUACCACAAAUGAAGAUAUGAUGGAGGAUAGUAAACCUGUGAUAAUACAUGGUGACGAUCCAAUGUUUUCGGCCCAAACCAAUGGUAGCCAGCUAAUGUCGUCAGCUCCUCAUUCACCCAUCACCCACAGCAAUAACAACAACAACUGCAGCAAUAAUAACAACACCAGUCUGAGUGGAAGUCUACAUGGCUUUGGCUCAUCGACGAAUGGCAACGAUUGUGGUCAUCACAAUAGCAAUCAUCAUUUAUCCAUUGAUGAUUUAUAUGUUUGUGGUGGCGGUGGUGGUUCCUCAAUGCCCUCACCAUCUGGUCUGGGUCACAAUAACAGCGGUUACAACAAUUCACCAAGUUGUUGUGGCGGCAACAAUGACAACGGCAGUUCGCUUAUGUUGAAUGGCAGUUGUUGCAAUUUGAUUGGCAGCUGCAGUUGCUCCCACAAUCAUCUGCAUUUGGGCAGCCAACAUCAACACAACACACAUCACCACCAUCAUCCGAAUAGUUCCAGUCUCUUACAAUGUCCUCCAAGUCCCAGCAAUGGCAGUACUGGCAGCAGUCCAAAUUUUGGUUUACUAUCGGUUGGUGAUAACGGUCAUUUGCAUUACCACCACCAUCAUCAUCAUCAUAGCGAUAGUUAUCCAACAUCUCCGUCAUCGCUACAACAUGGCCGUGAUCCAUUACUGUCAUCUUCACAUCAACAUACCUUGGACGGGCAAAGUCAUUUGGAUACUUUGGAGCCAGCACAGCAUCAUCAUCAUCAUCACAGUGAUUUGCAUCAUAUGCGCGAUGACAAUGAUGAUCAUCACCAUCAUCAUUCGGUAGAUCUCUCACAUGCCAUAAUGGGUGAUCAAUUGGGCAUGGUAUCAGCGGGUCCAAAUGAAUCGCUGUUAUUGUCACCGGAUUCGUUGGACAUUGAUAUGCCUUGA